AUGGUUGGUAUCUUGAGACCUCGAGACUACCUGCGUUUACUGUCGUCAAAGGGUGAAGAAAAAGGUCAAACACUCUUGGGGUACCUGGGCAUAGAUGAUAACCAUUAUCAGAAAGAUAAGUUUAAUUACCCAUGUACUGAUCAAAUCGACAUAGGGAAGGAUAAAGUUUACUGUUGGGAAAAACCCGCGGGGCAGAAGUUGGUGACAAACGAUUUAACCAAGCUUUGGGAGCCUUUGCCAAUACCAUUUUUUUGCUCCUCCCGGACUUGGGAGUGUUCGCUGGCGGCGACAAUUACUGUGUGUUCAAUGCGCUAUCGCCAUAGGCUCAUCCGCGAACAGAAAAGGUUAGUUGAUGCCUGGUUUGGACUUAAGGGACUUGGCUGGUCUGUUUUUGGUUCUCUAUUGAGCCAGCUACAUCCACCAAAGCUUCUAAAAAUUAUGAUUUACCAACUGAACAACGUGCGCAAAAAAAGUGAAAUAGCUAUCAAUUUAGCCCAUAACUUAUUGAGCGUAGGCGGUGAAACUGUCGAUCUUGAGUUUUGA
Enterobius vermicularis (human pinworm) is the source of this 543-nucleotide messenger RNA. Lineage: Eukaryota; Metazoa; Nematoda; Chromadorea; Rhabditida; Oxyuridae. The record is from the annotation of a GenBank genome assembly.